Messenger RNA from Musa acuminata subsp. malaccensis (wild Malaysian banana), 3205 nucleotides. Its product is annotated as AP2-like ethylene-responsive transcription factor BBM. NCBI's taxonomy places the organism in Eukaryota, Viridiplantae, Streptophyta, Magnoliopsida, Zingiberales, Musaceae. The record is from RefSeq and is a predicted model, not a curated record. Gene Ontology annotation, biological process: regulation of DNA-templated transcription. Gene Ontology annotation, molecular function: DNA-binding transcription factor activity; DNA binding.
AAAGGUUGAUUUAGGGGAUUUCUUCUUGUGUUUGGGGGAGUAUGUUUAAGGUAGCAUCGGUCAAAAAAGUGGGUGAGAUGAUGUGAAAGGCCGAAAGAAAUUUACACAGCAGACUUUGAGGAACACUUACCAUCACCAUUUCACACAGUCUUGACAACCUUCUUUCCACUGUCUUCUCUUUAACGAGCCUUGCUGUCACCUGCCCUCUUGUUUGUUUGCUUACGGAGAUAAAUAUGACAUGUUACUUUCUUCCCUCAGGUUCUUCUGACCCUCCUUUCUUCUUCACCUCUUCGGACCCCCAAUGCGCAGCUUUCUCUCUCUAACUCCCAUAUCAUUGCACUAUCCGCUUCUCGUCUUCUCCUUCUCCUCCCUCCUGUUAACUUUCCACUGCUGAAACCCGUCUCUCUCUCUCUCUCUCUCUCUUCAGACCCCGCAGCCUUCCCUUUUACUACCCUUCGCCCCCACCGGUUUGACGCUCUUUCUCCACAUCUGUGUUUGCGUUUCACACAAGCUGGGCUCGCUCUCUUACCGGCCUCUAUGAACAACUGGUUAGGCUUCUCGCUGUCUCCUCAGGAGCUCCCUCCUCCGCAGGCUCAGCGAAUCCACCCCUCUCCUGGCAUCAUCUCUGACGACGAGGUCUCCGCCGACUGCUACGGCCUCUCCCCCGACUCAUCGUCAACGCCUCCCCUCGGCAUCCCAACUCUGAGACCAGAUGGGUCUUUUGGCAUCUUGGAAGCCCUUAACCGGCCGUGCCAUCAUUCCCAAGAUUGGAGUAUGAAGAGCCUAGAGUAUAAAGGAAGCUCUUCUGAGCUGUCAAUGUUGGUUGGGUCAAGUAGCAACCAGAACACCAUGGACGACCAACAGCCUAAGCUUGAAGACUUCCUCGGUGGGCACUCAUUUGCACAACAUAAUCAGAAGCUCCCGUCCAUCGCCGGAAAUUACGACAAUCCGAGCGACUACAUGUACUCCCAUGGUUGCAACAGUGGGGGGCUUCUGAGCAGCAACGGUGGAUGUAGCAGCAGCUCCAUCGGGCUAUCAGUGAUCAAGACUUGGUUACGGAACCAGCCGGCGCCACCGUCACAGGUGGAAGGAAAUGGAAGCGACGAAGCGGGCUGCAGCAACAUGAACAGUAGUGUUGGAGGUGCGGUGGCGGGGAACGUAGGUGGGACAUUGACGAGUUCACAGAGCUUGUCACUGUCGAUGAGUACUGGGUCGCAAUCCAGCUCCCCGUUGCCGCUCUUGGCAGCGGCUGUAAGUGGGGGAGGGGAGAGCUCAUCGUCAGAGAAUAAGCAGAAGGAUGGUAAUGGGAGUGGCCUUGACGCCCAGAGCGGCGCGAUGGAGGCAGUGCCAAGGAAAUCUAUCGACACGUUUGGUCAAAGGACUUCGAUAUACCGGGGAGUUACAAGGCAUAGAUGGACAGGCAGGUACGAGGCUCAUCUAUGGGAUAACAGUUGCAGAAGAGAAGGACAGACUCGCAAGGGCCGACAAGUCUAUCUAGGUGGCUACGACAAAGAAGAAAAGGCAGCUCGGGCAUACGACUUGGCUGCUCUCAAGUACUGGGGUACUUCUACCACCACCAAUUUCCCUAUAAGUAACUACGAGAAAGAGUUGGAGGAGAUGAAGCAUAUGACGAGGCAGGAGUAUGUUGCCUCUCUAAGAAGGAAGAGUAGUGGAUUUUCGCGUGGUGCCUCUAUAUAUCGUGGAGUGACAAGACAUCAUCAGCAUGGAAGGUGGCAAGCUAGGAUAGGAAGGGUAGCUGGAAACAAAGAUCUAUACCUGGGAACCUUCAGCACCCAAGAGGAAGCAGCAGAGGCCUACGACAUCGCAGCGAUAAAGUUCCGAGGCCUCAAUGCCGUCACCAAUUUCGACAUGAGCCGGUACGAUGUGAAAGCCAUUCUCGAGAGCAGCACGCUUCCUAUUGGCGGAGCUGCCAAGCGCCUCAAAGAGAUCUCCGACCACGCGGAGGCGAGCGUCGACGGCAGGAUGACCGAUGAUGGUAGCAUCACGUCCCAUCUAACCGAUACCAUCAGCAGCUACGGCUCCCACCACCAUGGCUGGCCGACCAUCGCCUUCCAGCAGGCGCAGUCCCUCAGCUUCCACUAUCCUUAUGGGCAGCCCAGGGGGUGGUGCAAGCAGGAACAAGAUUCUGUCGUCGCUGCUGCUCAUAGCUUGCAGGACCUUCAGCAUCUCAACUUGGGGAGCAACACCCAUAACUUCUUCCAGCCAUCUAUGAUCCACAACCUCAUGAGCUUAGAAUCGUCCUCCUCGGUGGAUCAUAGCACGGGGUCUAAUGCAGUCAUCUACAAUGGAAACGUCGGAGGGAGUAACGGAAACUAUAAUGUGGAUGGCACCGGUGGGUACGUGAUGCCGGUAAGCACAAUGGUGGUGGAUCAAAAAGAUCAAGGCAGUAGCAGCUAUUCUGAGAGUGAGGGGAAGCAAAUGGCUUAUGAGAAUAUGUUGGCCGCUGGUGAUCCCUGCGCUGGGAGGAGCAUUUACUAUCUGCCACAGCAGUCGACCAGUAGCAAUAUGGUGAAAGAGAAUGGCUAUGAGCAGAUCAACGGGUACAACAACUGGAUGCCUGCAACAGUGCAGGCUCCUUCAGCAGGAGGAAACAAUGUGACUGUUUGCCAUGGGGCUCCACUUUUCACAGUAUGGAAUGAUUCUUAGGUCAAAGCUUUGGUGAUUAGAAGGGGAAGAAUGUGGAUGGUUAAGGAAAAGAAAGGAAUAUUCUAGCUAGCUGAUCCUGACUUCGACUUAUGUUUAUAUCUUGUAAGGGUUCUCGAUACUGAUGAUGAUAGAGAGAACCAAGAAGAGCUACUUGGUUUUUGUCAAAUGCAACUCUUCUUCUGACAAUUUGCAUUAUCCUGAAGUUUUGGUUAUGGCCUGUGAGUGGUGAUCAUGUCUCACUUGCUGUGAAUUUUGGGGAGCUUCAGAUGCAUGGAUAUGAUAAUAGCUAAGGAGCUUUGUAUGUGGUCAUGUUAAGAGAGAAUGGUCAUUUUCCAAUAUCUGAGAUGAGGUACACUUGAGCUUCUUUCAUGUGCUCAUGUUGACUGAAUCAGUGCUAGAAUUCCAGCUACCAUGAUUUCUUUUAUAUGCACAUGUCUCAGCUGCCAAGUUGGAUGUUUUCAAAGGUUCAUCCUUUGACAAUAUAUAUACAUGCAGGUAGGAGGGAGCCUGCAGUAGUGGACUGCAAGUUAAAUCUUAA